GGGGAAUUGAAAGUUCACCAGCCUUCCCUGCACACUGCAUAAGUCACUUCGGAAGACCGUAACUCCCACCCCUUCGCAAAUUCAACCUCGCUCUCCUCCACUCGCCGUUCGCCAUGAGCUUCUUCGGGUUAAAAGGGAACAAAACGUUCAAGCCAAAACGGAACAUCCCCGAAGGCACCAAACAAUAUCAACUCAAAAAAUAUGCAGAGGCAACCCUCGGCUCCGGUAACCUUCGGCUCGCCGUCUCCCUUCCGGAAGGCGAAGACAUGAACGAGUGGCUAGCAGUCAACACCGUUGACUUUUUCAACCAGAUCAACAUGCUCUACGGCACAAUCACCGAAUUCUGCACCCCCUCCGAAUGCCCCGUCAUGUCCGCGGGCCCCAAAUACGAAUACCACUGGUGCGACGGCGUCCAGUUCAAAAAACCCGUUAAAGUCUCGGCGCCCGAAUACGUCGACUACCUGAUGACCUGGGUCCAAGCGCAACUCGACGACGAAGCCAUCUUUCCUUCCAAAAUCGGCGUGCCGUUCCCGAAGUCGUUCCCGGGCAUUGUCAAAAAUAUCUUCAAGCGGUUGUUCAGAGUUUACGCGCAUAUCUACCACGCGCAUUUCCCAAAGAUCGUCGCGCUGGGCGAGGAGGCGCACCUGAAUACGUCGUUUAAGCACUUUGUGUUUUUUGUGCAGGAGUUUGCGCUGAUCGAUAAGAAGGAGCUGGCCCCGCUGGAGGAGCUGAUCAAGACGUUGACGAAUGAGAAUAGGGCUGGGGCACCGGAACUGUUCCCAAAAGAGGUGUUGCGAGAGAGGUACACAAAAUGACCGUUCACGUCCACCACAAAGAGAGAGAGGGAAGCCGAGGAAACCCAGCAACGACUACACACUACAUACGCCCGAAACUGCACAUGUACCGACAACGCAUACCACACCCUCGACUGCUGUACGCUUUGCUUCUACUGUAGACGUCUCCGGGGCAGAUAUCUCCUCAGAUACAUUAAACUUCUACCUAUUCUAGGUAAACGAGAUGGGACGACGGUCAAUGGUCCGUCCCUCACCGGCCGUCCACCUCAAGAAUCCAUCAACUUUAGAGUGAAAGGGUGUCCGGGGGCUUUGAACACCGGAUCUGCUGUCCAGGGCGUUGACUUACGAUUUGCCUCCAUUCGUUCGGAUUGCAAAAGUCAUGAGUCCUCCUCAUCCUCCUCCUCAUCCUCCUCAUCCACACUCCCCCGUUUCCUCCCUUUCCCCGGCCCCGCCGCGCCUAUGACCACAUCCCCCCC
This is a messenger RNA of Fimicolochytrium jonesii, 1270 nucleotides long. RefSeq names its product Mob1/phocein. NCBI's taxonomy places the organism in Eukaryota, Fungi, Chytridiomycota, Chytridiomycetes, Spizellomycetales, Powellomycetaceae. The coding region runs from base 114 to 815 and encodes 233 amino acids. Gene Ontology annotation, cellular component: cytoplasm; nucleus. Gene Ontology annotation, biological process: cell division; signal transduction; positive regulation of protein phosphorylation. Gene Ontology annotation, molecular function: protein kinase activator activity. The record is from RefSeq and is a predicted model, not a curated record. The transcript has 3 exons.